Drosophila grimshawi is the source of this 5128-nucleotide messenger RNA. RefSeq names its product GIGYF family protein Gyf (gene Gyf). Lineage: Eukaryota; Metazoa; Arthropoda; Insecta; Diptera; Drosophilidae. The transcript has 9 exons. Gene Ontology annotation, molecular function: protein binding. The record is from RefSeq and is a predicted model, not a curated record. Bases 136 to 4974 code for a protein of 1612 amino acids.
CCAACACUACGAAUAGUCUUACAAGAAAAAAGGAAUUGCGAACAAUUACCACCAAUCGAACACCAAUUUUGAGCUUUUUCCACGUACAUUUGACCUUGCCAACAAAGAAAUUUAAGCAAAAGCAGAAAAUAAAAAAUGACAGAUUCUAUGAAAUUUGGACCCGAAUGGUUGCGCAAUAUGUCCGCCGAGCCCGCCAAUAAUUUGGCCAAUAGCUCUGCCACAAAUCCCCCCCUACAUAGCAGCAGCGGGGGUGGAAGUGGUGGUGGGGGCGGGGGAGUUGGGGGCAUUGUUGCAGCCAGUUGCCGUAAUAUGUUUCCGGAAUAUCGUUACGGGCGGGAGGAAAUGCUAUCGCUAUUCGAUCGAAAUUGUUUGUUGCCACAAAUAUUGCCAUCGUUUAAGAAAUUAUUUGUGGAAAAGGUGCAAUUUCCUUUGGCACUGACGCCCAGCACCGAGGAUGAUCUAAAUAAUAGCCAAAGUCAGCUGGGCAGCAGCUCUCGUCCCGCUUGGCUGCAGCGUUCGCCGGGCACCUUUGGUUUGUCCGCACGUGGCUCUUCCGCCGGACGGGGUGGCGGUGGUGGGGGCGGUGGCAAUGUGGAACGUGGUCGCAUGCGUGGCAAGUCCAUUUAUCAUCCGAUCUAUCAAAGAGCGAGCAAUAUAUACGACGAUAGUCUGUCCAACAUUGCACUGAAGCCCGAUCGCAAUUGGAGCGAGCGCAAUGGUUCGGCUGAGCCGACCGCUGUAAAUGUUGUUGCUGCUGGCGUCGAUUGGAAUGGCGGCACGCCCAGCUCCAGCCCACGCAAAGAUUUCUCCAGUCACAAUCGCAAUCUCGAGAAUUGGCGACGCAAUCGACACGAAGACGGUGCUGCCGAUGGGACGGCAGGUGGAACUGGAGGAGGCGGAGGUGGGAUUGUUGGCCCCGAGGUGGCAGGUUGGCGCAGUGGCGGCAAUCAACGUUGGGGUCGUUCCACCAGCUGGCGAGAUGAGGAACAACUACCAACUGUGGGCAACUUGGACGCAGUAGCAACAGUUGGUGGCAUGCAACGUUCCAUUUCAGUGAUUGGCACUGUAAACACGGAGCGUGAACGCAACAAUUCCAAAUCGAGCGGCGGACGUUCCAAAUGGCCAGGAAUUGAUGCAGCUGCCGAGGAACAUUUGCCCGAAUGGGCAAUGGAGAAUCCCUCCGAAAUGGGCGGCACUUUUGAUGCCAGUGGCGCUUUUCAUGGCGACACUUUGGAAGCAGCCGAGCAGCUGAAGAAGGAGCAAGUGGAACGGGAAAUUGAAAGGGAACGAGCAGAGAUUGCCUCAAAAGACGAAGAUGUUAAAAUCAACGAGGUGGAGCAAUCAAAAACAGCAGCCAAGUCGGCUAAUAAUAAUAAUAAUAGUAAUGGCAACAAUAAUAAUACGCCGGUGCCAGCGAAGGCAACAGAAACAGCUACGGAUAAGCUGUCAGCACUUGGUGGCGACAUAUCGGAUCGCUUUAAGGAAGUGGCCAAUGAGGUGGAGAAAUUAAUUAUGGAUGAUGAAACGGAGCAGCAGCAAAUGGGAGCUGCAAGUGGAGCUGCAAUUGGAGUAGGAGGAAUCGGAGCUAAGGGAGGAGUUGGAGCUGUAGCUGGAGUUAAAGGAGGAAUUGGGGCAGGAGCUGGAGGCGGAGCUGAAGUUGAGGCCACAAUUAGACGAUAUGGCUUAAGCUGUUUAACAACACUGGAGGAAUUAAAUAUGAGACAGCAGCAGCAAUUACCGCAACAACAGCAUCAGCAAUUGUCACAGCAACAAUUAAGCCAACAGCAGCAGCAACAAUUGCCCCAACAACAGUUGCCUCAACAAUUACCACAACAGCAGCAACAGCAACAAUUGCCUCAACAGUUGUCACAACAAUUACCCCAACAACAACAGCUGCACGUGCAGCAGCAGCAACAGUUGCCGCCAACCCAUCUAUCCGUGUUGACACCACCGCCCCACGUGCUCUCAGCGAAAUUGAAUGAUUUGUGGUUCUAUCGGGAUCCACAGUCGAAUGUGCAGGGGCCGUUCAGUGCGCUAGAGAUGACUGAAUGGUAUCGGGCUGGCUAUUUUAAUGAGGCGCUCUUCGUGCGGCGCAUUUCUGACAGCUGUUUUCGGCCGCUGGGCGAAUUGAUUAAAUUGUGCCACGGCAAUAUGCCGUUUACGCACAGCCAUCUGCUGCCUACGCCCAGCGAACUGGACACUUUGCAACAGCUAAAAUUGCCACAACAACAGCAACAGUUGCCACAACAACAGCAACAGUUGCCACAACAGCAGCAACAGUUGCUGCUACAGCAGCAGCAACAGCUCAAGGCAAAUGUGACAGCAGCAGCGGAUUCUUUGAGUGCUGCUGUCAAAAAUCAUUUGGGGCACAACACGCCACGCCUGGACACCUCGCACAUGCUGACGAUGCGCUUCCAAAUGUUGCAAGACCAGUACAUGCAACACCAGGAAUAUCAAAUACUCACCGAGCUAUCAAAAAACGAAUGCUUUCAACGUAUGGAUGUGGCACAAAGAGAAGCCUACGUUCGCAGCAAGGUGCAACUGUUGGUGCUGCCCGAAUAUCUGAGCAGUUUUAGCGGGCUGAGCAACACGUUGGCUGCUUUGAAUCCCAUUGCUGGGAAUCAGCUAAAUAGCGCCAUUGCACAGCAGGCUAAAAAGGAACAACAGCAGCAGCAACAGUUGCCACAGCAGCAGCAAUUUGAUCAGCGUUUGGCUGCUCAAUUUUUAGAUGCGAAUGAUUUUAUAUUAAAUGCACAAUUAUUGCAGCAGCAACAACAACAAUUGCCACAGCAACAACAGCAACCAGAACAGCAACAAUCAGAGCCAGAAACAGAUUUGAACACAGCCAGCGAUCUGGAUUUAUUAAGUGAAUACAAUUUGCGUAUGAUGCUGCGUGGCGCCAGCAAUACACAGCAACAAUUGCCACAGCAGCAACAGCGUCAGGCAGCAGCAGUAGCAACAGUUGCUGCUGGUUUAGUCAAGCCCAAUUCAGUUGUUGACUUUAUGACUGAAACACAGGUAUUAAUGUUGCCCAUGUGGCAGCAGCAACAACAGCAACAAUUGCCACCGCAGCAGCAGCAGCAACAAUUGCCACCGCAGCAGCAGCAGCAACAAUUGCCACCGCAGCAGCAGCAACAGUUGCCCGCUAGCUGGCCUAAUUUGCCCAAUGCCAAAGUUACUUUAUGGGAUGUGGAAACGCUAGAAGAAGAACAAAGCCAACAAUUGUUGCUGCAACAACAGCGACAACUAGAUUUUGUGGACAAGCCAGCAACGAUUGUUGCCGACAACAACAUGGAGCAGCAACAACAGCAGCAUUCGCAACCAGCAACAGCAGUUGCUAAGGCAAACAGCAAGCAGCAACACCAACAGCUGAUGAAAGCAGCUGGUAAAUUGCAGGCGGAUCUGAAGGUCAGCGACGAAGAGCGUCGGCGUGAGCUGGCCGAGGAGAAACGUCGCCUCAAAGAGGAACGCAAGCGUCAGCAACAGGAGGAGGAGAAACGCAGGGCGAUCCUCGCAGAGGAGGAGCGUCAACUGCAGCAGCAGGAGGAAAAGGAGCGACAACAACAAAUUCAAGCACAGCGACGCAAGGCGCUCCUCGGUGGUGCUGCAGCUGCAACUGGAAGUGUGGCAAGCAAGCAAGCUGCAACCCUUUCGAGCAGUGCUGCCACAAAGAGUGAGCCGCAAAUGUUGCAAGGUGGUAGUCUGCGCUCCUCGUCGUCAUCGAUAGCCCCUUGGUCGCUGCAGACACCUAACGUGGGCAACAUUGCCCCCGGCCUGGCGGAGAUACAAAAGGCCGAGCGGCGCGAACGCCGUGCUGAUCAGCAGCGUCAGCAGGAGCAGCUGGAGAAGCAGAUGCGUGCAACAGCCGCAGCGGCAGCAGAGGCAAGCGAUGCGCUGCUCAAGUGGCAAGCAACACCAGGUCCAACUUUGGUGAUGAGUCUCGCAGAAAUUCAAGCGGAAGAGGCCAAGCGACUGGCAAACGAACUGCUCGAACAGCAACAGUUGCAGCAGCAGCAACAGUUGCAGCAACAGCAACAACACUUGCAACAAGCAACACUUGCUGCCAGUUUGAGUGUGGCCAGCAACAAUAUUUGGGGAAACAGCACCAACAAGGCUGCUUGGAGCUCUGCAGCAACAGCUGCCUGCCUCUGGGAUGAACCAGGAACAACAGUUGCAGCAGCAGCAACUGUUAAACCAGCAACAACAGCUGCUGCUGUUUUGGCUACUGGUUUGCCCAGCAGCAACAAGUUGCAAGCUGCUGCUGCUGGCAAAUCUGUGUUGCCCUCGUCACGCAAUCUACGGAAAAGUCAAACGUUGCCAGCAAUGCAAAGCUCAACAGCUGCUACUAUAGCAGGUGCAAUUGCAACUGUUGCCAAGAGUUCCACUUCGAAGCAGCAACUUAAAGUAACCACAACUAAAAUAGCUGGCAAACUUACCACAGCUACUGCUGAGGAGAAAGCAGGCAAACUGACUGGUGGCAAGCAGCAACAGCAACAAACUGGCAACAACAUCAGCGACUCUGCUGCUGCCUCAUCAAGCAGCAAGGUCAGCGAAUAUGAAAAUGAGUUUACAACUUGGUGCAUGAAGAGCUUGGACAACAUGGCUGCCAAGGUGGAUGUUCCAACAUUUGUGGCCUUCUUGCAAGACCUGGAAGCACCCUACGAAGUGAAGGAUUACGUGCGCAUCUACCUGGGGGAGGGCAAAGAGUCGACAGACUUUGCCAAGCAAUUCUUGGAGCGGCGCAGCAAAUACAAAAGUUUGCAACGCGCCCAAAAUGCACACAAUGACGAUAUGUGCAAACCGGCACCGGCCAUAACACCCUCCAGCAAUGACAAUGCCGAAAAUAAGAACAAGCAAAAGAAAAUCAAGAAAAAUAAGAUGACCAAAAUGGAUGCGCGUAUUUUGGGUUUCUCGGUGACUGCUGCUGAGGGUCGCAUUAAUGUCGGUGGUCGCGAUUAUGUCGAUGGACCGUAACAACACCUCCCACGGGCCAUUUUCCGGCGGAAAGUUGCUAGUUAUAGUUUAAAAAUUGAAUUUGAAUUUGAUUUGAAAGAAACACAGAAAGGUCACAAUUGGAUGUGCCUAUAAAUCUGUUAUAAAUAAAAACAACAGAAUUCAUAUAAACCUA